Phycodurus eques (leafy seadragon) is the source of this 1511-nucleotide messenger RNA. It is a transcript of the gene mthfd2, whose product is annotated as methylenetetrahydrofolate dehydrogenase (NADP+ dependent) 2, methenyltetrahydrofolate cyclohydrolase. Gene Ontology annotation, cellular component: mitochondrion. Gene Ontology annotation, biological process: tetrahydrofolate interconversion. The record is from RefSeq and is a predicted model, not a curated record. Gene Ontology annotation, molecular function: methylenetetrahydrofolate dehydrogenase (NADP+) activity; methenyltetrahydrofolate cyclohydrolase activity; methylenetetrahydrofolate dehydrogenase (NAD+) activity. NCBI's taxonomy places the organism in Eukaryota, Metazoa, Chordata, Actinopteri, Syngnathiformes, Syngnathidae.
CUGUAACGUUCCUCCCGCCACAGACGACGACGUUCUGUCAGCCUCGGCAACUCCAUUCGCUCUUCUUCCUCCUUCAGCACCAUGGCCGCCGUCAGGACUCUCAGGAAAGUGUGCCAGCACUCUCGCCAUCAGCUGUGUCUCCUCCACACGUCCGCCUCGAGACAGGAGGCAGUGGUCAUCUCAGGAAAGACGCUCGCCCGGCAGAUCCGGGACGAAACGCGGUCCGACGUGGACAAAUGGAUGCUGGCCGGACACCGCCGGCCUCACCUCAGCGUGAUUCUCGUCGGCGACAACCCCGCCAGCCACUCAUAUGUCCUCAACAAGACCCGAUCGGCCGCCGACGUCGGAAUCUCCAGCGAGACCAUCCUUAAGCGUUCCGACAUCAGCGAGGAAGAGCUGUUGGACCUCAUCUUUAAGCUCAACACGGACCACCGCGUGGACGGCCUGCUGGUACAACUCCCUUUGCCGGACCACAUCGAUGAACGCACCAUCUGCAACGCCGUCGCCCCCACCAAAGACGUGGACGGCUUCCACGUGGUCAACGUGGGCCGCAUGUGCCUAGAUCAGUCCACCAUGUUGCCUGCCACGCCCUGGGGGGUCAUGGAGAUCAUCAAACGCACAGGCAUUCCCACUGUGGGCAAGAACGUGGUGGUGGCGGGCCGCUCCAAGAACGUGGGCAUGCCCAUCGCCAUGCUGCUGCAUACGGACGGACGUCACGAGCGACCAGGAGGUGACGCCACCGUGACCAUCUCCCACCGUUACACUCCCAAGGAUCAACUCAGACAUCACACUCAAAUCGCCGACAUUGUCAUCGCUGCUGCAGGAAUUCCCAACCUCAUAACCGCCGAUAUGAUUAAAGAGGGCGCGGCAGUCAUUGACGUGGGCAUCAACCGGGUGGAGGACCCGGUCACCGGAAAGAGCAGGCUGGUUGGAGAUGUGGAUUUUGAAGGUGUGAGACAGAAGGCGGGCUUCAUCACGCCGGUGCCCGGCGGCGUGGGGCCCAUGACGGUGGCCAUGCUCAUGAAGAACACCAUUAAAGCAGCCAAGAACGUCCUGCUCUAUCCUCCCGAGAGGAUCCGCAUGGCGGCUGCCUCCUAAUGAGGGAGCGGACAGAUUCCCAAAACAAAAACAUUCCACCACUUGAGACAUCCCCUCCUAUGCCCCCCCCCUCACUGUUUUUUUGGAAUGGAGGUAUAGUUUAAAGCUCACUUUUUUUCCUUUUUUUUUAAUAAAAGUUGACUGUUACAUCCACUCCAUGUAACAGUAUUCAGUUUGACUAUGGGGCUAUUUUUAUUUUUUUUAACAGGGUCACCAGAGUGUUUUAUUUAUUGCUACAGCAACGUAUACAAAGUAUUUAAGGGCGCAUGGCAGCGUUCACCUCAAAAGCGGAGCGGUGCAGUGUUGAGCGAAAAAAGGGCUGACUCCAUCAGGAGCGUGUUGACCAGUAUACAAAAGCUUUAAAGAUUCACUAAUGCCUUUUGUAAAAACUGAAAUAAAUAUUUGCAAAUAUU